Messenger RNA from Babesia microti strain RI, 1527 nucleotides. RefSeq names its product transporter, putative. Lineage: Eukaryota; Apicomplexa; Aconoidasida; Piroplasmida; Babesiidae. The record is from RefSeq and is a predicted model, not a curated record. The transcript has a single exon. Bases 1 to 1527 code for a protein of 508 amino acids.
AUGAUAAGGGAUCUCACAAUUGAACAAUUGGUCACCGACAAAAAUGUCAAAGAUUCAACACAACAGAGCAAUUUAUUUAAUAUACAUCGUGUGGCUUAUGUAAUUUGUUGCAUUGCGAUAGCUGCAUUGGUUGGUAGGACGUUGGUGGGAUGGCCCAGCAUAGCCAAGAUGCUUCUGAAGUCGGGCGCAUAUCAAUGGUUAUGCACGGCAAAUGAAUUGGCACAGCACUCUGGAAAUAAGAUAGUCGAUAAAAUGGUUGAGAAUGCUGGUAAAAUCGAAGGAUGUAAAUGUUUGGCCCAGGACAUUGCUGUGCAAUCGCUAUUUGCCACAGGGAUGAUUGCUAUGAUGGCGGCAUCCGGAUUUGCCGGGAUUCUCAUUCACUAUGGCGGGGCAAGGAUUUCAUUCAUAAUUGGUACGAUGUUGUUAAUGACGGGCUGGCUAUUUUUAGGUUACUCGAAUGUCGACUUUAGGGCACAUGAGGUAGGAAUCAUACUUAUUGCGCUGGGAAUGGAUCCAGUGCUCUUUUCAUUGUUAUCUUCGGGCAAUCUAUUUCCAGGCAGUGAAAUGCUAAUAACAGCACUGCUGGCCUCAGCUACAUCUGUAAGUAUGAUCAUUACGACAUUAUUGGAUUACGCCAUCCAUUAUACUGGGAUAAAUUUCCCCACUGCUUUAACAAUAUAUGUAAUAGGUACUCAUUCGUUGAUGAUGGCAUUUGGUAUACUAUUUGUACCGCCCAGGCGAUUUUACCGCCAGAAUGAAAUUGAUGAGGCACUCAAACGUGUUGGAGAGUUUAGUAAAUUGGAUUUGCAUUUUAACGUGGAAAGGGGGCUCAAAUCACCAUCAUUUUCAGAAGUAGGAUUGCAAGACAAACUUUCCGUAUCUGAAACAGCAGAACACAUAGAACCAGUGUCAAUUACAGAUUAUAGCGAGACCAAGCCAGAAAUCUCUAAUAAUGGUGCGGCAAAAAUGCCAACAAUACCAAUUUUCAUGACAUUUCUGAUUCUAGUGCACUUUGUGUUGGUAAUUGCCGAGGGUACGUUUAUCAUGAUCACAAUGAGAACGCUCUUAGGCCAGUCUGCCACCAAUAUUUUGUCAUUUACGUUGCCAUUGUCGUUUAUCCCAUGUAUAAUUUUGGGUAAGGUGGCAGAUAAGUUUGACGUUAUAUACGUGCUUUGGUAUGAGGUAAUUUGCAUAAUAUUGACAUUAAUUGUAUCAGUGUUGCCCCUGCCGCACGUGGAUAUUGUGGCGGCUGUGUUAUUUGCGCUGUCUAAUGCAUGUCUUUCUGGUCAAUUUUGGUUUUUGAUUGUCGACAUUUACGAACCAAAAAUACAGAUGCUUAUGUUGGGCAUUUUAAGUUUCAUUUCUGGUGCAGGUGCCCUUAUUUCUCGAACCAUAUACGCAUACGUUGGGCGAUCUGUGGAAUCCAUAAAGAUAGGAAUGUACGCGUUUCUGGGUAUAUCCAUCUCACAAGUUAUUAUCGUAUACCUCAUCUCUCUGAGGAAGACCCAAGGUCUAUCUUUCAAAUGA